AAUGAAUUGAAUCUUUCACCCACCUCAGUCACCCUAGCACUCUUGUGCCUCAUCGAUCUGCCUUCUCACUCCAGGAGAGCCAUUUCGCCAUUCAAAAAGAACUGUACACGCGCGUAUGGAUCAUCCAUCAGAAUCAAUCAGUCUUUCAGAAUAGUCAUCAAGCAAGCUAUAGAAGUAUGUGUAAGGAAAGAGAAAGAAGUGAGUUGGUAUGGCGUCAAAGUCAGAAAUCAAAAUCGUGGUCGAUCUUUUUCAGGCUAUCGAAUCAGCAAGGGUUUUUGA
Molecule: messenger RNA, 279 nt
Organism: Brassica napus (rape)
Lineage: Eukaryota; Viridiplantae; Streptophyta; Magnoliopsida; Brassicales; Brassicaceae
Exons: 1
Source: RefSeq, a predicted model, not a curated record